Messenger RNA from Rana temporaria (common frog), 1074 nucleotides. Its product is annotated as transmembrane 4 L6 family member 4-like. NCBI's taxonomy places the organism in Eukaryota, Metazoa, Chordata, Amphibia, Anura, Ranidae. The record is from RefSeq and is a predicted model, not a curated record. The coding region runs from base 228 to 836 and encodes 202 amino acids. The transcript has 5 exons. Gene Ontology annotation, cellular component: membrane.
UUUCAGUAGUCAUGGUACAAAGUGAAGUUUUUAGAUACCUUAUCUAAUUUACGGGGCUUCUUCGGCUGUGGACAUAUAAAUAGUCAGGUCACUGUGAAAUCAAAGCUGGGAGACCAUCAUAGCAGCUGGCUGGUUACAAUGUGCUUUUGAAGAAUUUAUCUACAUUGGAUCUGAUCAUCUGCAACACUCCAGUUUUUAUAGAUUGAAAUAACAUUUUCUUUUAAAAUAUGUGCUCUGGAAGCUGUGCUAAAUGUCUGGGCAUUGCCCUGCUACCUCUAGCUGCCCUCUGCAUCUUGGCCAAUAUCUUGCUGUUUUUUCCUGGAGGAAAAGUUGCUGACAAUAAUGGACAUAUAUCGGAUGAAGUCUGGUAUUUUGGUGGAAUACUGGGAUCUGGAGUAUUGAUGGUGUUUCCAGCUUUGGUGUUUCUUGGGCUAAAGAACAAUGACUGCUGUGGCUGUUGUGGCAAUGAGAAAUGUGGAAAAAGAUUUGCGAUGUUUUCAUCUCUCCUUUUUGCUGCCAUUGGGUUUGUGGGAGCCGGCUACAGCUUUAUAAUAUCUAUAGUGGGCAUACACAAAGGCCCCAAAUGUGAUAUAGGCUAUGGAAACUGGACAUAUGCUUUUGAAGGGGGAAACCACCUGGGGAACCCGGGCAUAUGGAGUAAGUGUGUCGCACCUCCUGAAAUCGUGCCGUGGAACCUGACCCUUUUCAGUUUGCUGCUCAUCAUGAGUGCGGUCCAGGCUGUUCUCUGUGCUAUCCAAGCUAUUAAUGGCAUCCUUGGGACAUUUUGUGGAGACUGCAAGUGCUCUGGAUGUUGUGGGGGAGAAGGAACAGUUUAACACCCAGGGAUUAUGAACUGCUGUAAGAGACUAUUCGAGUGUCAAUUUACCAUCAACACAAGGAAGUUUAGGAAUGAAGAGCCCAAAAACAGCUCUGACUAUAUCAUAGCAUUGUGUACCUAACUUUAAAAUGAUGUAGAGGCACUCUUUUUGUAUAGUUCUAGACCCUCCCACUGCCCAACACCACCCUUCCCUAUAUCUAAAUACACAUUGAAUAAUAAACUCUAGUUGAAUCUAC